This is a messenger RNA of Trichosurus vulpecula (common brushtail), 1583 nucleotides long. RefSeq names its product formation of mitochondrial complex V assembly factor 1 homolog (gene FMC1). The record is from RefSeq and is a predicted model, not a curated record. Lineage: Eukaryota; Metazoa; Chordata; Mammalia; Diprotodontia; Phalangeridae. The transcript has 2 exons. Gene Ontology annotation, cellular component: mitochondrion. The coding region runs from base 105 to 446 and encodes 113 amino acids.
GGAGCCUCUUCAGGUUCGUCGUCGGCAGAGGGCGCUGACGCCGCCCCUCGUCGGUCGCCGUCGUCAGCCGGGGCCUGCUCCCUGAGCUCAGCACCUGCUUCAAUAUGGUGGCUCUGGGCCCGCCGGCUCGCACGCUGCGGGCCCUUCUUCGGGAACUGCGGUACUUGAGCGCGGCCACAGACCGGCCCUACAAGGACACAGCAGCCUAUCGGUACCUCGUGGAGGCCUUCCGGGCGCACCGGGUCACCAGUGAGAAGCUCUGCAGAGCUCAGCAUGAGCUACAUUUCCAAGCUGCUACGUAUCUUUGCCUCCUUCGAAGUACUCGAAACCAUGUGACCCUUCACCAGGAAUUUCAUGGCAAGGGUGAGCGUUCUGUGGAAGAGGCUGCUGGCGUGGUGGGUCUCAAGUUGCCCCAGCAGCCUGGAGGGAAGGGCUGGGAGUCUUGAGAAUGGAAAGACACACUGGACGCUGCUUUCAUACAAGAACUUCACAGUUAUCUCCGGUUCUCAACUUGUAUUGAUGAUUAAAUGUAAAAAAUAAGUGUUCACAAAAAUUACUUAUAUGUAGUUUUAUUUUCUGUAUGAUUCUCAGGUCACUGGGAAGUUUCUGUUUCAUUAUCAAUGAAUGUACUACUCUUGUCCUAAUGUGAUACUUCCUGACCUACUUUGAGUUGUCUUAGCAAUAACAGGGAUAACAAUUUACACAGACUUAUCACCUUACUGCACUAACCUUGCCUUUGGCAGCUUUUGAAAUUGCUGUCUAGAUUAAGGGUACAGACUAUGAACCAUGGAGAGAUCAGUCCAUUGUCCUGGCUUUAGCAGGAUUAAGACAACUGCCCAUUACAAGGUAAACCCAGAUUUUCCAGCAUUUUUUAUAUUGGACAGAGUCUAAUAUUUGAUAAUAUCUGACAUUGAGCGUAUAUAUAGUUGGCAUUUUUGAGUGUACGGUAUAAAGAACAUAGGCUUUUCAUAUUCAGCAUACUCUGUAUAGUGAUCUGUUCACCUUUAAGUAGUUGUCCAACCAAUGUACUCUGCUAAAGUAGUCAUAUGUAGUAAAUUUUUGAUGACUUGGGAGUAAUUCACUCUAAGUCCUUAAGUUCUUAAUUUGGGGUCCUGGAGCUUUUUUUGAUGUCUGCAUUUUAAUUUAUUUCCCUUGUAAUAUUAUGUAUUUUAUACAUUUAAAAACAUUAUCCUUAGGAGUCUAUAGGUUUCACUAGAUUUCCAUGAUACUAAAAAUGUUAAUCAACCCUUGAUUUAGAAACAAAAUUAUUAUAAGGUAUAAUCUCUGCCUUUCAGAAAGCUUAAGAUUCCUAUCACAAAGACAAACAUAGACUGUUCAUCUAGAUGCAAGAAAUAGGAAAAAAAAGUAGAAAACAUCUGCUGUAGUUUCUUAUUUUGAUUUUGGGUUUUUUGCCUGGUACUUGAAGGGUAUUAGAAGUGCUAAAGGGGUGGGUUGAAGACAUUUUUCCUUUAUAAAAAUGGAGUGUAUUUUUUUAAAAAUUAGGUAUUAAAAUUGAGGGAUAAUGCCUAAAGCAAUGAAAAUCAUCAUUUGUGUCAUUACUUUAUAAAUUCAACUUUGCCUGG